Marchantia polymorpha subsp. ruderalis is the source of this 2164-nucleotide messenger RNA. NCBI's taxonomy places the organism in Eukaryota, Viridiplantae, Streptophyta, Marchantiopsida, Marchantiales, Marchantiaceae. The record is from the annotation of a GenBank genome assembly.
GGCAGCGGGGGUCGAGUAAGGGGCGCGGGUGCGAGGCUCCGAGCACGUUGGGGAGAGGAGCGUGCUGCUGCCCCAAGAAGGAGGCUUCUGAAGCUUUGGUGCCGGUGGUGGGUGAGGACAUCGAAACCUGGAGGACGAUUAGGAAGAACGUCGUGCCCGUGAUCGCGUGAAUCGUCGGUCUCCUCGUUUCUUCGCACUACGAAUGCUGCAGCAGCAGGUCGAGAAGAGUGCAAGAACGCUUGGGUAGCGAUUUGCCGAUCGUCGGUCGCUUGGUCGGGUGAUCUUGUCUGCGAAUCAGGGCUUGUCGUCACACUGUGCUGUGAGGACUGCGUUAACGAUAGCGUCAGCGGGGUCGUUGCUUGAGCGCUGCACUAGGAGCUCGUUGGAGCUCCGAUCCGGAUCGUGGUCAUCAUGAUUUCGCAGUUCUUCGUGCUCUCCCUUCGAGGAGAUAAUAUUGUUUUUCGCGACUAUCGCGGAGAUGUACCGAAAGGGAGUGCGGAGAUAUUCUUUCGGAAAGUGAAAUUUUGGCAAGGCGAAGAAGGAGAGGAGGCUCCGCCUGUGUUCGUAGAAGAUGGAUGGGGUGAAUUAUUUGCACGUGAAAGUUGGAGGUCUCCUGUUCGUUGCUACCACCAGAGUCAACCUUUCUCCUGCCCUUGUACUGGAGCUACUGCAACGUAUAGCUCGUGUGACGAAGGAUUAUCUCGGGAUUCUUAACGAGGAUUCUCUCAGAAAGAAUUUUGUUCUAGUUUAUGAGCUACUUGACGAAAUGAUAGAUUUUGGCUAUCCUCAAACCACCUCAACUGAAGCUUUGAAGUCAUUUGUUUUCAACGAGCCAGUCGUCAUUGACGCAGCCCGCCUUCCUUCUUUAGGACCGGCAGCCCUAUUUAUCCAAGGAUCGAAGAGAGUGCCAGGCACAUCAGUCACAAAGUCGGUGGUUGCAAACGAACCAGGAGGCAGAAAGCGUGAAGAGGUGUUUGUAGAUAUAAUUGAGAAAAUUAGUGUCACGUUUAACGCUGCUGGCUACAUUUUGACUUCGGAGAUUGAUGGAACUAUUCAGAUGAAAAGCUACCUUUCCGGAAACCCUGAAAUACGUGUCGCAUUGAACGAGGAUUUGAGCAUUGGACGCAACGAGUAUGGUGGCGGAUUUGGAGGUGGUGUCGGAAUGGUCAUCCUAGAUGAUUGCAACUUCCAUGAGUCAGUGCGACUGGAUGAUUUUGAGACAGACCAUUACCUAACGCUGGUCCCACCGGAUGGAGAGUUUCCCGUAAUGAACUACCGCAUGACCCAAGAGUUCAAGCCACCUUUCAAGGUCUUCCCUGUCAUAGAAGAGGCUGGACCCUUCAAGGCGGAAAUAGUAUUGAAGGUCCGCGCAGAUUUUCCUGCCACCGUAACUGCAAAUACAGUUGUGCUUAGGGUACCCCUCCCGAAAACAACUUCAAGGGUGAGCUUUGAGAUGGAACCAGGAGCUGUGGGACAAUCUACAGAUUUUAAGGAGGCUAAUAAAACCAUUGAAUGGUCAUGCAGAAAGAUCGUCGGAGGUUCAGAACACACACUUCGCGCGAAGCUCACUCUUACACAAGAAAGAAAUGCCAACAUCAAGAAGGAAGCUGGCCCUAUAAGCAUGUCAUUUACUAUCCCUAUGUUCAACGCCUCGAGACUUGCGGUUCGAUACUUGCAGGUUGUAAAGAAGUCCAAAUCGUACAAUCCUUACCGCUGGGUCCGAUACGUAACGCACUCGAAUUCCUACGUGAUCCGGACAUAAGACUCACAUCGUUAUUGCAGUUUGUUAAAUUUUGUAACGCUAACGAAAUCUCAUCUACGAGAUUUUUGAACUCAACAGCAUUUGUCCAGGCCAAUUGAUCAAUCCAACCUUUUAGCUGGCGAUGUGUUCAUUCACCACUUGAAAGCCUUGAGUGAGUGCGAUCUUGUACAGAUUGUCUGGGUUGAAUAACGGCUUGUGUUGGUACAUGUAUAAAAACGAGCCGAGUAUAUAUGUAUGUGAAUGGGUUCAAUCAUUUGUGGUGUUUUUCGGAAGGGACGACGUGAUUAAGGUUGUAUUUGAUGACUCAAUUUCAUGUUACGUUCCAGUAAGUGCAGACGUAUGUUUGUCUUUCUCUCGUCCCGGAUGUGUAUUGAAUGAUGAGUUACAUCAGAGCUAUAUCAG